CUGUGUGUCGCCAGCGCAGCAGCGUCGGCGCUUCCUUUCUCCCAGCCCGUGUGUGUGCGCUGCGAUCUCGCGAUACCCAGCCAGUGUGAGAGCUCCGCCCACCCCCGCCUGCCCCUGGCCCGGCCUGUCAGCAGCUGCAGCAGCGGCGGCGUGUAGCCUGUAUGUCAGCCUUGUCAGUGGCCCCGGGCAGCGGCGCCCACUGAGGCCUGUCCAGUACACUGCCCCGGGGACUCCCGGCCAUGGCGUCCGACAGCGACACAGAGGAGUUCUUCGAUGCCCCCGAGGAUGUGAAUCUCUCCGUCUCCCCUGUAGUAUCCCCAACAAAGCCAGGAGCUUUCGUCUUGCAGGAAGAAGUCGCCCAUUCCGAACAUCCCCGGCUAGAAACUGGCACCACAGAACCAAAGCAAGAUGACCCAAAAGAGAUUAUUGACAGCAUUAUUGAGGAAAGUCAGAAGUCCAUUGUCAUAGAUGAAAAUCCUAGCCCGGUUGUGGAAAUAGUAAACUUUUCUAGCAAUUCUGUAAGCACAGAUCAGAAACUUUUAGCCAACAUCCCCAAACUAGUGGUUACUGAAACCACCUUUCAUGAUGACCCAAAAGAUCUUAUCCUUCAAGAACUGGAGGACUAUUCGGGGCAAAAACCCAGUCAUACACCUGAUGUUUCUAUACCCCUCAUUGAACAAUUGGUGGAAACCUCUAAGAUUACAGAUAUUAUAGAGUUAACUGAAGACCUUCGAAUUACAGAAAAGGAAGAACCAGAAGUAAAAAUAACUGUUUAUGAGGAGGAUAAAGAAGAUCAGUAUAAACAAACUUUAGAAAAUGUGGCCAAUGAAACCUCCACCUCUGAUGCUAUAGAGCAAUUGCCACCUGCUAAGCCUCCUCGACAAAUUAAUAUUGAGCCGGAUAUUGUAGCAAGUACUAAGAAGUCCGGUCCCUCACGUCCCCCACCUCCUAUGAAUGUACCACCGCCAAGACCACCACCACCUGCACGGCCAGCGCCACCGCCGCGCAAAAAGAAAGGUGACCCUGAUUACGAGAGCCCAAGAUCAUCCGGUCUAGACUUUACAAAAGAUGCCUUUCUUGCUGGUGGACUCCUGUCUCCAAACCCCAUGACAGAUGGUUUAAACAGAGACUCGCAGCCUUCCCUGGAUCUAGCUAGCGCAACAAGUGGAGACAAAGUAGUGACUGCUCAGGAAAAUGGAAAGGCGGCUGAUGGACAACUGUCCAGUUCCCCAGCGGAAAUUGCUGGUCCUCAGAGGCCUCGAUCUAACUCCGGAAGGGAGCUGACUGAUGAGGAGAUUUUGGCCAGCGUAAUGAUAAAAAACCUAGACACCGGAGAGGAGAUCCCUCUGAGUUUGGCAGAGGAGAAAUUGCCGACUGGCAUUAAUCCACUGACCCUGCAUAUCAUGAGGAGAACAAAGGAGUAUGUCAGUAAUGAUGCUGCACAGUCUGAUGAUGAGGAGAAGCUGCAGUCCCAACAGACAGAUACAGAUGGAGGAAAACUAAAGCAGAAAACGACGCAGUUAAAAAAAUUCUUGGGUAAAAAGGUGAAAAGGGCUAAACAUCUGGCAGAAGAGUAUGGAGAGCGAGCGGUGAAUAAAGUGAAAAGUGUCCGAGAUGAAGUCUUUCACACUGAUCCAGAUGACCCAUCGUCCAGUGAUGAUGAAGGAAUGCCGUACACCAGGCCCGUGAAGUUCAAAGCUGCUCAUGGUUUCAAGGGCCCUUAUGACUUUGAGCAGAUCAAAGUGGUGCAAGAUCUCAGUGGAGAACACAUGGGCGCUGUCUGGACAAUGAAGUUUUCUCACUGUGGACGAUUACUUGCAUCCGCCGGGCAGGAUAAUAUUGUGAGGAUAUGGGUUCUUAAAAAUGCUUUUGAUUACUUCAAUAACAUGAGGAUCAAGUAUAACACAGAAGGGCGAGUUUCUCCCUCACCGUCUCAGGAAAGUCUUAAUUCUUCCAAAUCGGAUACAGAUGGUGCGGCUUUCAGUGGAGGGGACGAUAAUGAUGCAGAUGAUAAAAAUGCACCUUUUCGCCAGGUGCCGUUUUGUAAAUACAAGGGACACACAGCUGACCUUCUCGAUUUGUCCUGGUCUAAAAAUUACUUCUUACUCUCAUCAUCAAUGGACAAGACGGUCCGUCUGUGGCACAUAUCCAGGAGGGAGUGUCUCUGUUGCUUCCAGCAUAUAGAUUUUGUUACAGCAAUAGCUUUCCAUCCAAGGGAUGACAGAUACUUCUUGAGCGGUUCCUUGGAUGGGAAACUUCGACUUUGGAACAUUCCUGAUAAAAAAGUUGCCUUGUGGAAUGAAAUCGAUGGACAGACGAAACUCAUUACAGCGGCAAACUUCUGUCAGAACGGCAAGCAUGCUGUGAUUGGCACGUAUGAUGGGAGAUGCAUCUUCUAUGAUACAGAGCAUUUAAAAUACCAUACUCAAAUACACGUGCGCUCUACUAGAGGGCGAAAUAGGGUUGGCAGAAAAAUCACUGGAAUAGAGCCAUUGCCAGGAGAAAAUAAGAUCUUGGUAACGUCUAAUGAUUCAAGAAUAAGACUGUAUGACCUAAGAGAUUUAUCCUUAUCCAUGAAGUACAAAGGUUGUGUGAACAGUAGCAGCCAGAUAAAGGCCAGUUUUAGCCAUGAUUUUACAUAUAUCGUUAGUGGUUCUGAAGACAAAUACGUUUAUAUCUGGAGUACGUACCAUGACCUAAGCAAGUUCACCUCUGUUCGAAGAGACCGCAAUGAUUUCUGGGAGGGGAUUAAAGCACAUAACGCAGUUGUCACAUCAGCUAUCUUUGCCCCAAAUCCCAGCCUGAUGAUAUCGUUAGACACACCCUCUGAAAAGCAAGACACUGACAGCAAGGGAGAAGAAGGGGAGUCAGUAGAUAAUAUACCUUCUGGUGCUUUGAAGUCUGAUCACACAGAAGUGCUUCUGUCUGCCGAUUUCACGGGCGCCAUCAAGGUGUUCAUUAACAAGAAGAAGAAUAUAUCUUAAGUCCUAUUUUGAUGGAAUAAACCUGUACUACUUAUAAUAACUACCAGUCAAAAUAAAAUAAAAGAGAAACUCACACUGACCUGUGGAUAUUACUGCAGCAGUCGUCUCUGCCGCCUCUGCACAUGAAGAUACUGUAUGUGGAUAAUGGCUCUUUGUUUUAAACCUCAAUCCUGCAGUAAUAUUGUGACCAGCAAAACGUGUGCGCUGCUCAGAUCUCCCCUCACCACUUUUUCCAGUGACUGACUCUCCGCAUUUUUUUCUUUUUUAUCCUUUAUUCAAAUAAUAUUUAAGUAUCAACAUUACACAACUGCUUUAUGAUGUUUGGAUGUUCUGCUGCUCCAUUUUCCGCUUCCGUUCUUUAGCCAGAAUGCUCUGUAAAGCUGCUUUUAAAUGAUAGAUGUAUAGAGGUUCCAACUAAACGUGUAGGUUAGGAAUAGGGUGCUGUGUUACUCAUGCAAUAAGGACAAUCCUAUGAUUAAUUCCAGAUAUCUUGCUGAAAUCACAUUCACAAAAUUGACACCGUUCAGGGGUAUGUUUUAAUGUUAGAUCUGUGAUUUUAGUAAUUUUGCACCUUGCUAAAACAACGUAUUUUCUCUAUCGUCCUAAGUGGAUGCUGGGGUUCCUGAAAGGACCAUGGGGAAUAGCGGCUCCGCAG
This is a messenger RNA of Pseudophryne corroboree (corroboree frog), 3639 nucleotides long. It is a transcript of the gene WDR44, whose product is annotated as WD repeat domain 44. The record is from RefSeq and is a predicted model, not a curated record. The coding region runs from base 240 to 2984 and encodes 914 amino acids. Gene Ontology annotation, molecular function: protein binding. The transcript is spliced from 20 exons. NCBI's taxonomy places the organism in Eukaryota, Metazoa, Chordata, Amphibia, Anura, Myobatrachidae.